Emys orbicularis (European pond turtle) is the source of this 591-nucleotide messenger RNA. RefSeq names its product coordinator of PRMT5 and differentiation stimulator (gene COPRS). The record is from RefSeq and is a predicted model, not a curated record. Gene Ontology annotation, molecular function: histone binding. The coding region runs from base 1 to 591 and encodes 196 amino acids. Gene Ontology annotation, cellular component: nucleus. The transcript is spliced from 4 exons. NCBI's taxonomy places the organism in Eukaryota, Metazoa, Chordata, Testudines, Emydidae.
AUGGAGGGGCCGGGGGCGCGGCAGCGGGAAGAGGAUCCGUUGGAGCCACUCCUAGGCCCGGAGAUAACGGUGGCUGCAGGUGACUGCACAUGUCAUGAGGAAGAAGAGCUUGUGAAGGGAGGGAAAAUUGUGAAUUGGAGGCCUAGAAAAGGCCGUUUGGCAAGGAACGUUUCUGAUGGCGAGUCUCACCAGAGUAGAUUUUCUCAUUGCCCUUGCUAUGAAAGUGACACUACUCAUUCAGAUUCCUCGGGGCCUCCUAUUAAAUGUCUUCGUGACUUUGAUGACUUCCAGAGUGACCUUGAGGACUGGGAGUUGGAUGACGAAGCCUGCAUUGUAUCUUUCCCUGAGCUGAAAAUUGAUUCUCAGUAUGAGGAAGAGGACUGGGAUAAAGAAUUGGAGGAUGCUGAAUGUAAUCCAUACGAUGCGGAAGAUAUCGACUGUGGUAGUCUUCAGGAAAAUUGUCUAUUGGCAUCAUGUGCACGGCAAGAAGAAUCAUUGUAUAACCCCAGGUGUCACCAUGCAGCUCCACUCUCUCUGAGUUCGCCAAAUAGAAUGCCUGAGGUUGGCCAGUUUGAUGAUGCAGAUGACUGA